This is a messenger RNA of Emericellopsis atlantica, 1491 nucleotides long. Its product is annotated as aminohydrolase. The transcript has 3 exons. Gene Ontology annotation, molecular function: hydrolase activity, acting on carbon-nitrogen (but not peptide) bonds. The record is from RefSeq and is a predicted model, not a curated record. Bases 1 to 1491 code for a protein of 496 amino acids. Gene Ontology annotation, cellular component: cytoplasm. NCBI's taxonomy places the organism in Eukaryota, Fungi, Ascomycota, Sordariomycetes, Hypocreales, Bionectriaceae.
AUGGAUCACUCGCUGGGCUCGUUCGACUGCGUGGUGCUGAACGGCACUGUGGUGACAGCCGCCGACAUAGGCCAGUAUGACAUUGGCAUCCGGGAUGGGAAGAUUGCCAUGCUGGCCCCGAGGUCGUCACUGGCAAACGCGACGGCCGACAGGGUCAUUGACGCGCAAGGUGCUUUUGUGACGCCAGGAGGAGUAGACGCCCACGUACACCUCGCGGAGCCAGAGCUGUUCGGCAAAGGAAGACCAGCAGAUGACUACACCUCAGGCACAAAGUCAGCCGUGGCCGGCGGCACCACCACAAUCGUCGCCUUUGCGCCUCAGGAGAAGAAGGACGCCUCCAUCAUACCGGCCGUUGAAGACGCGGCCAGGAAAGCCCUCAACGCGGCCUACUGCGACUACUCGUUCCACGUCAUUGUCUCGAACCCCACCCGCCAGGCCCUCGACGAGUUCCCCCUCCUGCGCGAGCGUGGCAUCUCCUCGGUCAAGAUCUACAUGACCUACGAGGCACUACAGCUCCGCGACAACCAGAUCCUGGACGUCCUGCUGCAGGCGCGCUCCACGGGCGUCACGACCAUGAUCCACGCAGAGAACGGGGACAUGCUGAACUGGAUGACGGAGCAGCUCGAGAGCAAGCUACUCCUCGCGCCCAAGUACCACGCCACAUCACGGCCACAGCUCCUCGAGAGCGAAGCCACGAACCGCGCCAUCACUCUCGGCCAGCUCGUCGGCGCCCCCAUCCUCAUCGUCCACGUCUCGUCGCCGACGGCCGCCGAGACGAUCCGAAAAGCCCAGACAAACGGUCUACCAGUGUACGCCGAGACAUGCCCCCAGUAUCUCUUCCUCACACGCAAGGAGCUGGAGAAACCCGGCUUCGAGGGCGCAAAGUGCCUCUGUGCACCGCCCCCGCGUGACGGCGAGGAAGAUCUCGAGGGCAUCUGGCGCGGUCUGCAGAACGGCACCUUCACCAUCCUCUCGUCCGACCACUGCCCCUUUAUCUACGACGACGCCGAGACGGGCAAAAAGUCGGCCAUCACAGCCGAGGCGCCACUUGGCCGCUUCCGCUACGUUCCCAACGGCUGUCCCGGCGUUGAGACGCGUCUCUCGCUCGUCAUGUCGGCCAACCGCCUCGCGCCCUCGCGAUUCGUCGAGCUCACCAGCACCAACCCGGCCAAACUGUACGGGCUGUACCCCCAAAAGGGCGCCCUCCUCCCCGGCGUGUCGGAUGCCGACUUGACCAUCUGGUAUCCCUCGUCUGGGCUGGCGCCCUUUGCCAUCACCAACGACGCACUGCAUCACAAUGUCGACUAUACACCGUUUGAAGGUCAUCGCGUCAACCAGUGGCCGAGAUAUACGCUUGUGCGCGGCAAGGUCGUUUGGGACAGAGAUAAUGGGGGUGUCGUCGGCGAGAAGGGGUACGGCCGGUUUACGCGACGAGAUCGCAGCUUCUUCUGUCAAGAAGAACUGCCCCCUUGGGAUGUCGAGCAGUGGUAG